Symsagittifera roscoffensis is the source of this 1926-nucleotide messenger RNA. Its product is annotated as neuronal acetylcholine receptor subunit alpha-3-like. NCBI's taxonomy places the organism in Eukaryota, Metazoa, Xenacoelomorpha, Acoela, Convolutidae. Gene Ontology annotation, biological process: regulation of membrane potential; chemical synaptic transmission; monoatomic ion transmembrane transport. Gene Ontology annotation, cellular component: synapse; neuron projection; plasma membrane. The transcript has 9 exons. Gene Ontology annotation, molecular function: transmembrane signaling receptor activity; excitatory extracellular ligand-gated monoatomic ion channel activity; transmitter-gated monoatomic ion channel activity involved in regulation of postsynaptic membrane potential. The coding region runs from base 200 to 1639 and encodes 479 amino acids. The record is from RefSeq and is a predicted model, not a curated record.
ACGCAGGUAGCACGGUUCCUUGAAACAAGUUGCAUUUGGAACCCAAAUUGCUCAUAGCGUAUGGAACAAACUUUGUCAUUGAAGCAAAAGUAAAACCUGGAAGGAGUCAGAUCUAUUUUAUUUGCAUAGAUUCGUACUUUGUUUGUAUUACUUACAUUAUUCUGAUCGAGUCUAGAAAAAAAAUGAAUUUCCAACAAUAAUGGCUCAAAUUCUUACGUCCACUUUGAUUUGCCUUUUCAUUUUAAACUCCUUUUUAGAUUGCGUGGAGGCGGAGACUGUGCUGAGUAAGGCACGUGAAUUGGAGGGGGAGUUGUUUGAAAACUACAGACGCUUCGUCAAGCCCAGAGACAACCAGACACAUCCGGUGGACGUCAAGUACUCGGCUGUGGUCCAGCAGCUGGUCGAUGUCGAAGUGGAGACACAACGAGUCACUCUAGUGUUCUGGAUGAGCAUGAUGUGGUAUGAUGACUUCCUCAAGUGGGAUCCGGUUCAGUUCAAAGACCUCCGAACCAUCUUCGUGAACCCCAACAGGAUCUGGGUUCCGGACAUCGUCAUUGCCAAUAGGCAGGACAAGAAUCCCAUCAUUGAGGACGUCACUCAGAUACUGGCUGCAGUCACUUAUAAUGGCAUGGUGUCGUGGUUCAAGCCGAUGAGUGUGUCUGUUCAGUGUGAGAUGAACACGAGGAACUUCCCCUGGGACACCCAGACAUGCAUGUUCGCCAUCGGAUCCUUCAACCACUUCGACAGGGAUAUAAAGAUCUCAAUGGGGGCCAUCUCAACAGGAGUAAACUUAAUAGAGCACCCCGAGUGGAGUCUGGUGGGCACCACUCCCCGAAACAAGUGGAUCCCCAUCCAUGACCACGUGACCAACCAGGUGCAACAGAAGAAUGGCAUCUACUUCGAGGUCUACUUCGCCCGCAAGCCCCGCUUCUACGUCAUCAUCAUAGUCGUGCCCACCAUCCUCAUCAGUCUGGUGUCGAUGUUCGUGUUUCUGCUGCCGAACAGCUCAAGUGAGAAGAUCACCUUCAGCAUGUCCAUGAUGCUCUCCUUCUACAUUAACCUGCUCACUGUGGCCAACAACAUCCCCAACACCAGCAAACACUACCCCUACAUCGGCUACUACUACCUCAUGUGCAUCUUCCUCAUCGCCUCCUCCCUCUUUCAGACAGCUCUGACGUUGACGAUGCACUUCAAGUACUCGGACACGAGUCGAGCCCCCCUUUGGCUGCGCACCUGUGUGUUCCGCACCAUGCAACUCAUCCUAAAGAUAAAGUUCCUCCGUCAUACUCUGCCGGGAGACCUGGCGGACUGUGGGGACAAGGGACAGGGCAAUGUCAGUGUCAUGACCAACGAGAUCGCAUCCCCAAAACCAGCCUUGCUCAACAUCAAUAGGAAGAUGGGAGAUGCAUCUACGCCCUCCGAGCUGCAGCUGAAACGUCUGCUCAAUAUACUCGGAAAGUUCGACUCAUACCGAUAUGAGUUCGACAAGCGACAACACAACAAGCAGAAACAGUCGUCAGUGAUAGCCGAGUGGCAGCUCAUUGCCAAAGUACUCGACAUCAUCAUCGGGUGUAUAUUCUUCACUGUCGCCAGUAUUCUCAGUGUCGUAUGUGUAAUGAUGUCCAAACAUGGUCCAUGAAUAAUGCAAAAAUGUCAACAAAAACGGCGGACAAAAUAGACUUUCGAACGCAUCAAAACAAAACAGAAUUUUUGAGUUAGAUUUCAACACGCAUGGAAAGCCUUUGAAUCUUUAGAUUAUUUAUUUUUUAUUUUGCACUUAAGAAUUUAAAAAUCAGAUAUAAGCUCAGUGCUGAUUUUAAUCUUUUCCAUAAACCCCGGAAGAGAGGGACAAUCUGCGCUAUUUCAUAUGAGCUUCAAUUGUAACUGAUUUGAUCUUCAUUAAAACAAUAAAAAAAAUUUAUUUGA